This is a messenger RNA of Aureobasidium pullulans EXF-150, 949 nucleotides long. RefSeq lists its product as uncharacterized. The transcript has a single exon. Gene Ontology annotation, biological process: translational termination. The record is from RefSeq and is a predicted model, not a curated record. Gene Ontology annotation, molecular function: translation release factor activity. Gene Ontology annotation, cellular component: mitochondrion. The coding region runs from base 142 to 714 and encodes 190 amino acids. Lineage: Eukaryota; Fungi; Ascomycota; Dothideomycetes; Dothideales; Saccotheciaceae.
GAAUCAGGAGAAGCGCAACUCUCGGGAGUCGACAGCCGGCCCGGCCAAACGCUCUGGUGCUGCUUCUUUUGUUUGCAUGACGUAUCGUCACUCUGUUCUUUCCUAAAUUAUAGGUAGACAUCGACACUUCCAAAGGCUUCAAUGCUGUCGCUACGCCGUGUGUUCCUCUCCGCGAGGCCAAUUCCAGCUGCCCCUCCUUCCGCUCUCCGCGCCUGCUGCUUCACCACAACCACUCCCCUCCCUCAAAAACCACUUCCACCACGCCCCACAAUCGAAGAAUCAGACAUCACAGAAGCUUUCCUCAAAGGCACAGGACCCGGAGGCCAAAAGAUCAACAAGACAUCCUCAGCCGUACAAUUAAAACACCUGCCCACCGGAAUCGUGAUAAAAUGUCAGGAAACUCGAAGUCGCAGUCAAAACCGCAAAAUCGCAAGACGCAUCUUGGCAGAGAGGAUCGAACUCUUGACUCUAGGAGAUGACAGUCGUGCCGCUUUGAAAGCUGAGAGGGAAAAGAAGAAAAAGGCGAGUAAGAACAAGAAGGCUAGGAGAAAGUAUCGCAAGCUUGAAGAUGGCAAGGAGGUUGAAGUCGACGAGGAAGAUGAGGGUGAAGACGAGGUGCCAGAGAUACGCGAUAUCGAGGUGCGACAAGAUGGCGUGGAAGAACCACCUGCACCGGCUGCGCAUACUGUUCAGUCGCACGACAAGCCAGUUUGAGAAGCCCUGAGAAUAUUGCAUGCUGGUGUUGCACAAACUUCUUCAUACCCUGGCAAGAUUGCGCAACUCUGCUGCAAUUAUAUUCUCGCAGUCCACGUCAAUGUCUUGCUCUAUUUCCAUCAGCCUGGGUCAGAUACGCUCCUCUCAGAAGAGUAUUGCAAUCCCCAUAACAGUAGGCUUGACUAGAAUUAAUAAUGUACGCAUUAAUAAUUGAGUUAAUAACCAUUAAUAAUCC